UUUCUGGAAGAGAGACAGACUGAGACGUGAUGCAGUGAAAGUAAGUCCAGUUUCCUCCGUUACAACAGGAGAGGGGUCUGGAUUCACUUGGGGUUGGAGUCAGCAAUGUUCAGCUGCGUAUGAAAAAAGAAGGGUACAUAAUGGGUCUUCAGAAGAUCUCCAUCAGUGAAGGAGGGCCCCCUGUUCUAAAGGUGAAGAGAGCAGCAUCUCCAGCCCCCAGUGGAGUGUCUAUGAAGAGUGACCGGUCCUUGGGGAAUCCUCCAAACUUAAGCAGUGGAGGAGGAAGCUCUGGGUCUCGAACUGAAACCCAGAGAGGAGCUUCUCCAGAACCCAGCUGUGUGUCUAUGAAGAGUGACCGGUCCAUCGGGACAUGUCCGAAUUUCAGCAGUGAAGCUGUGACCUCUGAACCACAGGAGGAGAGAUCAGAAUCUCCAGCCCCCAAUGGAGUGUCUAUGAAGAGUGACCAGUCCAUGUAUCAUCCUCCAGAGUUCAGCAGUGGAGGAGGAAGCUCUGGCUCUCGAACUGAAACCCAGAGAGCAGAUUCUUCAGAGCCCAGCUGUGUUUCUAUGAAGAGUUACCAGUACAUGCUAGAAGCUCUAGGCUUCAGCAGUGAAGCUGUGACCUCUGACCCACAUAAGAUGAAAAUAAACAGUCACAAGGAAAAACUGGACCACCUAUUCAAGGAGCUGGAGCAGAAGUUUAUCUCACUAUUAAGGAAUGAGCUGAACACAUUCAAGAAGCUCCUGAGUCCAGAUUACCCAGCAUGCUCUGAGAGAGAGGUGAAGGAUGAUCAGAGAGAGUGGACCCUGAUGAUCACAUUGAACAUCCUGAGGGACAUGAAUCAGACAGACCUCGCUAACACACUACAGAGCAAAUUAGCUCCAGUGGGUCAUCCAAAGCUCAAAUCCAAACUGAGAGAUAAAUAUCAGAGCAUUAAUGAAGGAAUCUCAGGCUUUGGAAACUCAGCACUUCUGAAUGAGAUCUACACAGAGCUCUACAUCACAGAGGGAGGAGGUGGAGAUGUCAUUCAAGAACAUGAGGUGAAGCAGAUUGAAGCUGCAUCCAGGAAAAAAACAACACAGGAACGACCAAUCAAAUGCAACGACAUCUUUAAACCCUUACCAGAACAGAACCGGCCCAUCAGAACUGUACUGACUAAAGGAGUUGCUGGGAUUGGAAAAACAGUCUCUGUGCAGAAGUUCAUUCUGGACUGGGCUGAAGGAAAAGUAAAUCAGGAUGUUCUCUUCAUAUUUCCACUUCCUUUUAGAGAACUGAAUCUGAUGAAGGAUAAGAAGCUCAGUCUGUUGAAUCUUCUUCAGAGAUUCUUCCCAGAAACAAAAGGUUUGAAACCAAGACAUUAUAGGAGCUACAAGAUCAUGUUUAUCUUAGAUGGUCUGGAUGAGUGUCGACUGCCUCUAGAUUUCCAGAACAAUGAGAACUUGGAGGACAUAGAAGAACAAACCUCAGUGGAUGUUCUGCUGACAAACCUCAUCAAGGGGAAUCUGCUUCCCUCUGCUCUCCUCUGGAUCACCUCUCGACCAGCGGCGGUCAGUCAGAUUCCUCCUGAGUGUGUUGAUAGAGUAACAGAAGUGCGGGGUUUCAGUGACCCUCAGAAACAGGAAUACUUCAGGAAAAGGAUCAGUGAUCCGGACCUGGCCAACAAAGUCUUCACACACAUUAAGUCUUCAAGAAGCCUCUACAUCAUGUGCCACAUACCAGUCUUCUGCUGGAUUACAGCCACUGUUCUAGAGAGAAUGCUGAGUGAAGCUGAGAGUGGAGAAAUACCCAAAACCCUGACACAAAUGUUCACACACUUCCUGAUCUUUCAGAUCAAACACAAGAACCAGAAGUACAGUGGGAAAAGAGACCCUGAUCCUCAGCAGACUAGAGAAAGUAUUCUGGCUUUGGGGAAACUGGCGUUCCAGCAGCUGGAGAAAGGAAACCUGAUAUUCUAUGAGGAAGAUCUAAGAGAGAGUGGCAUUGAUAUUAGAGAAGUAUCAGUGUACUCAGGAGUGUGUACCCAGAUCUUCAGAGAGGAACAUGAGCUGCACCUGGGGAAGGUCUUCAGCUUCGUACACCUGAGUGUUCAGGAGUUUCUUGCAGCUUUAUAUGCAUUUCUCAACAGGAAACUUCCAAAAGAACAACCCAGUAAAUCCUUCAAGCUUUUCAACAGAUCAAAGAUCACUGACUUCCUCAACAGAGCUGUGGACGGAGCCUUACAGAGUGAGAGUGGACACCAUGACCUGUUCCUUCGUUUCCUUCUGGGUCUCUCAUUGGAGUCUAAUCAGACUCUCUUACAAGGUGUGCUGACACCAACAGAGAGGAGUUCUCAAAGCAAGGAGACAGUCAGAUACAUCAAGAAGAAGGUUGAGGAGAACACCUCUCCAGAAAAAUCCAUCAAUCUGUUCCACUGUCUGAAUGAACUGAAUGAUCACUCUCUAGUACAGGAAGUGCAGAAAUAUGUGAGCAGAUCUGGUGACUGUCGUCUUCAACUGGCCAGCCUCUCUCCUGCUCAGUGGUCAGCUCUGGUGUUUGUCUUGGUGAACUCAGAAGAAGAGCUGGAUCAGUUUUACCUCAGCAAAUACGAGCCAUCAGAGGAGUGUUUCCUGAGGAUGCUGCCAGUAGUCGAAAUAUCGAAAAGAGCUGUACUAGCUUCAUGUAACCUUGGAGUAAAGACAUGUGAAAUGCUGGGAUCAAUUAUAAACUUGAAGAAUUCUGCCCUUAAAGAGCUGGACCUCAGUAAUAAUGACCUGCAGGAUUCAGGAGUGGAGCUGCUCUCUGCUGGACUGAAGAGUUCAAACUGUAAACUGCAGAUUCUCAGAUUAUCUGGUUGUAUGAUCACAGAGAAAGGCUGUUCUUUUCUGGCUUCAGCUCUUAUUUCAAAUCCCUUCCACCUGAAAGAGCUGGAUCUGACCUACAACCACCCAGGACAUUCAGGAAGGAAGCUGCUUUCUGCCAGACUGAAUAAUCCACACUGCAAACUUGAGACACUCAGAGUGGAACAUGGAGGGAAAAUCAGAAUCAAACCUGGAUUUAAAAAAUGGUUCUGUGAUUUCACACUGGAUCCAAACACAGUGAACCGUUAUCUCUCUCUGAGUGAGGAGAACAGGAGGGUGAAUAAUAGAGGGGAGCUGCAGUCCUAUCCUGAUCAUCCAGAGAGGUUUGAUUAUUAUCAGCAGGUUCUGAGUAGAGAGAGUGUUACUGGUGUUACUGGACGCUGUUACUGGGAGGCUGAGUGGAGCGGGAGAGGAGCUGAAGUAGCUCUGAGUUAUAAAACCAUCAGCAGGAAUGGAUGGGGACCAGACUGUCUGUUUGGACGAAAUAUAAACUCCUGGAGUCUAAGCUGCUCUGACAACAGAUACUCUGUUUAUCACAAUAAUAACAGAACAGUUUUCUCCACCCCUCCCUCCGACUGUAGGAGAGUAGGAGUGUACGUGGACUGUCCCGCCGGCACUCUGUCCUUCUACAGCGUCUCCACUGAUACACACUUACACUCACACACACCCACUCACACUCUCACACACUUACACACAUUCUACACCACCUUCACUCAGCCCCUCUAUGCAGGGAUAUGGGUUCAUAAAGGCUCCUCAGUGCGUCUGUGUGAGAUUGAGUAAACCUGUGUGAGAUUCAGAGGCUAUUAGGAACCCAAGCUAUAGAAUUGUUUACGUAUCGGAAAAGACAACCCGGCUCACUACCAUUCAUCCACAAUUUUCACAAGACAACAACCUAUUUCAGAAAAUUAUUUAGUUCUAAAUAUGCUCAUGGUCUGGAAAAAGGCAUAAAAGCAGAUUGGAAAUAGUGGCUUUCUGAGCUAGAAACAAAAAAAGUAAUAAUAAUUAUAUGUUUUUGCCAAUUAGCCACAGAACACGAACUUAGAUAAUUUGAACAAAACUAGAUAUUCCCAAAAAAUGGUUUAUACUUUCUUUACAAUUAAAACACUUUUAGAGUUUCUGAAAAAAGAGGGGAAAAUGUGAAUGGAAUGUACACACACCAAGUUCAAUUCAUUGAGAACUCUUUUGAAACGUGGCUUAGCCAUGUCUUUUAGUGACUAUGAUUGGUUUCGGGUAUGUGAAUAGACCUUUCCUAAAUACACCUCUAUAGCUCAACAUGAAUAUUUAUUUAUUUAUUCAUCAAUUUUAUUUAUAUACUGUAUGUCUCCAUAAAAUGUUCUCUAACAUGUUCAAUUUAUAUUUUAAAUGUAAAAAAUAUAUACCAUAUACCGUAUUUGCACUACUGUUAUUUACUAUUUUUACUGUCAUUCCAUCUCAAUCACCAUCAAUAUUGCACUAUUGUCUUACGUAUGUUUAUUGUGUCUUGCUGUAUUGAACAUAUAGUGUCUCCCACUCUUUUAUAUUAUAAUUAUAUAUCUAUUUUUUACUUAUUUACUUAUAUUUAUAUAUCUAUUCCUCCCCCACACCACUGCACCUUGUUUUUGUCUCAUGUAUGUCUAUUUGUGUCCCUGCUGUAUUGUACACAUAGUGUCUCCCAUUCUCCUUUAUUAUAUCUAUUAUCUGUACUUGCUGUAAAAUUGGGAAGGAGAGUAACGUAAUUUCAAUUCUCUGUAUGUCCUGUACAUAUGCAGUAUUGACAAUAAAACUACUUGACUUGACUUGACUUGACUUGAAAAGCAAGUCAGCUCUAUCAUACAUAUGGUUGGGAAUAGCGACUUUUAGAAAUGUUCAAAGCUAUAGGAAGGAAGUUCACACUGUUCUACAGGAGGUGUUUGAACAGGAUGUUGAACUGUCACCUUGUAUCCAAGGGCGUAGGAGCGGGCUUGAUAUUGGGGGGGUACAUUUGCCAAUAUGAACCCAAGCCCACCCAAUAGUUUCCUAGAACAACAUUUGUGGAAAUUACUUUUAAUUAAAAGUAAAUUAUUAUUAUAAGGUAAUUUUACAACCUAAACAUGUUACUCCACAUUACAGCUACUGUUGUUAGAAAA
Messenger RNA from Astyanax mexicanus (Mexican tetra), 4942 nucleotides. RefSeq names its product NLR family CARD domain-containing protein 3. NCBI's taxonomy places the organism in Eukaryota, Metazoa, Chordata, Actinopteri, Characiformes, Acestrorhamphidae. The coding region runs from base 120 to 3617 and encodes 1165 amino acids. The record is from RefSeq and is a predicted model, not a curated record. The transcript is spliced from 13 exons. Gene Ontology annotation, molecular function: protein binding.